GUGCACCCCUUUCUCGCACGCGGCCGCACAGCAUCAUCAUCAUCAUCACCAUCAAUGUCAAACGACCUCUCGUGACUCCCACGCGCGCGCCCUAACGACAACAACUGGAGAGGCGCGUGAACGUGCAGCUCUGGUUAAAUGCCAUAUGUGACUCUCUCUCUUUCUCUCUCUGUGCGUGUGUGUGCACGCGCGCACUUGAUCUGGCGCGAGCUGGUCCAGCGCAGCGGCGGCGGCGGUCACACGUUCAACAUCAUCAGCACGCUGCAGAUUGGAGGGCUCGUGAGAUUUUCGGUGGCGCGGACUUGACCCACCGUGCAGGAGGGCGUUCGAGCUCCACGCACGGCACACACGCACGCACGCAGACCCGGUGAAGUCGUCACGCGGAUAGAAUCUGUGGAAUCUGUCGCGAGUGUUCUGACAGAGCGCGAGGUCCGCGGUCGGUCGGUCGGUCGGUGCUCGGUGCGGGACGGACGUUACCGCGUGGAGGCGGAGGCAGAGAGGGACCUGCGCUGGACCCCUCUGGCCGAAUCCGAGCAUCCCAGUCCCGGGCAGCGACAUCCAUCCCUCCGAGCCUCAGCUCCAGCGGGAGGCCGGGAGCGGCGGCAGGAUGUAGCGACGGAUUAACGGAGGAGAGAGGGGCGCUCAGAGGAAGAGAGCGGGACCAAGCGGACCGAGCGGGACGGAGGUGACAUGGGGAAGGACCAGGAGCUGCUCCAGGCCGUCAAGACCGAGGACUUGCUGACAGCUCAGCGGCUUCUACAGAGACCACGGCCGGGGAAAGCCAAGCUUCUCGGAGCAGCGAAGCGAGUGAACGUCAACAUCCAGGAUGCAGACGGGCUGUCGCCGCUGCACCACGCUGCUCUGAGCGGGAACAAGGAGCUGAUCUCACUGCUGCUAGAGGCCCAGGCGGCUGUGGAUAUCAAAGACCAUAAAGGAAUGCGUCCUCUGCAUUAUGCUGCAUGGCAGGGGAAAACUGAACCGAUGAAAAUGCUGCUGAAGGCUGGAUCGUCAGUCAACGGACAGUCAGACGAAGGACAGAUCCCGCUCCACCUGUCAGCUCAGCAUGGGCACUACGAUGGGUCAGAGAUGUUGCUGCAACACCAGUCCAACCCCUGCAUCUCAGACUCAGCCGGGAAAACUCCGCUAGACCUUGCUUGUGAAUUUGGACGAGUCAGUGUGGUCCAGCUCCUGCUCAGCAGUAACAUGUGUGCAGCCAUGUUGGAACCGAAACCCUCCGACCCCAACGGAGUGUCGCCGCUGCAUCUGGCUGCCAAGAACGGACACAUAGACGUCAUACGGUUGCUGAUUCAGGCCGGCAUAGACAUCAACAGACAGUCCGAGUCUGGCACGGCGCUACAUCAGGCUGCCCUCUGUGGGAAGACGGAGGUAGUUCGUCUGCUGCUGGAUAGUGGCAUCAGUGCUGGAGUGAGAAACACUCUGAGUCAAACUGCCCUGGACAUCGUAAACCAGUUCACCACCACACAGGCUAGUCGGGAGAUCAAACAGCUGCUGAGAGAUGCUUCGGCUGCGAUGCAAGUUCGAGCGCUGAAGGACUACUGCAACAACUACGACCUCACCAGCCUCAACAUCAAAGCUGGAGACAUUAUCACGGUUUUGGAGCAGCACUCUGACGGCCGAUGGAAAGGCUGCAUUCACGACAACCGAACUGGAAACGAUCGUGUGGGCUACUUCCCUUCCAACAUGGUGGAAGUCAUCAAGAGGGCAGGUCACUCCCCGUCCCAGCAGUGCCACACCCUCCUCCUCCGCAGGCCCAACCCCUGCCCCAUUGCCUCGGUCAACGGACACUCAUUCCCCCCCUCCAAAGUCCUCCCCUUGCAUCUGCCUCCCCCUCCUUCCCUCCACCCCAACACACAGUCCCUCCCUCGGUUCUCCUCAUUUGGGUACGUUCCUCUUCCCAUCUCUCCUCCUUCUCUGUCUACUCCUCCUCUGUCCACUUCUCCUCCUCCUGCUCCUCCUCUCUCCACUUCUCAGGAGCCGCAAAGUCAGACAGGUUCACGGACUGCAGAGUUGAGUCCACAAGGUUCUCCCACUUUAGGACAGCAGAGCAGCACCAGUGAAGACAUCUGGGUGCUGCGCAAACCACUGGCAGGUGGCGAGCGCAGUGGCAGCGUUGGCAGCCUCGGCAGCGUUCGGUCGUCCAGCAGCCUGCAGGGCUCUGGGAACACACAUGUCCUGACCACGCCUGCACCCAGCCCACACCCUGCACCCACACCUGGAGUCAACACUCACGGCCUUAACGCUCCAGGCCUGCAUGCACAGGCAGAGGGGGUCAAGCUCCUGGCCACCGUGCUGUCUCAGUCGGUAAAAGCCAAGGAGCAUCUCUUGGAGCAGUCGCAGUCUGUCGAGCAGUCAGCAAGCUCUUCUAGCUGCACAGUUCAUGAACAGCGGUCGUUUGAGCGGAAGGCAGAAGAGGAUGACGGGAAAAAGCAGGCAGUAGUGACGUGGCUGGGUGAGUUUCAGCUGCAGUUCUACACCACCCACUUCCUCACCGCGGGAUAUGAUCUAGACACCAUUAGCCGCAUGACCCCCGAGGACCUGACAGCGAUUGGGGUCAUGAAGCCUGGACAUCGGAAGAAGUUAACGUCAGAGAUCAGCAAGCUUCCCUCCACAGACUGGCUGCCGGAUCACAAGCCUGCCAAUCUGGGAGACUGGCUGUCUCACCUGGGUCUCAGUCAGUACUACCAGGUUCUUGUGCAGAACGGGUACGAAAACAUUGACUUCAUCUCGGAUAUCAGCCUCGAAGAUCUGCAAGAGAUUGGCAUUACUAAGCUCGGCCAUCAGAAGAAGAUCAUGUUGGGGGUGAAGAGACUGAAGGAACUACAGACAAGAGAAAGCGGGUCUGAGCCUCCUCAAAGUCCUUCUACGCCUCCCUCCAGCCCCGGCAGUAGUACCGCCUCAGAGCCCCGGAGGGAGGCGAGGAAGCAGAGGGACGGAGCCCCCAGUCCGCUGGCCAAACCUCGCCCAGGGCUCACACAUUCUCAGACCCCUCCACUCACCCCAACCCAGACCCCACCGCAGACCCCGCCUCAUGGCCGGAUGCAGCAGGCCUCCCCCAGGGCUCGGCCACGCCCCUCCACCAAGAUGUCAGCAGAUCCGUCGGUGCCAUUCCUGCGACUGCCCAGUGAGGAGGAGGAGCGGCGCAGAACUCACAGUCUAAUUGGCUCAGAAUCAGACUCUAGAUACGCCACCGUGUGCCGCAGCAGCUCCGCAAAUACCGCCUCUAAUGAUGUCACCGUUAACCGCAGCCAAUCCUCUGUCACCCUCCGCCCCCGUCGGAAAGGUCGGCCCCCGACUCCACCCAAACGCUCCUGUUCCUCCAUCACUGGAGGUGACGGGGAGGUGGAGGGUCAGGUGGAGGGGCUGCUCGGGCUGCCAACCUAUCGAGAGCGGCGAGCCAGUGACUGCGGCAGCCUGGGAGCAGCCUUAAGAGCUCAGGAAGCAGGUCUGCAGAGGUCAGAGGGAGCUUCUGGGAGCGUUCGCAGCCUCGCAGCCAUGCUGGAAACGUCCAUCGUGGGUGGAGCUAAACCAGUGCAGAGAAGUGUGGGAGGCAGCACCAACUACCUACAGGUGAGCCCACCGCUGCUCCGUCGCCAGGCAGGUGCAGGAGGUCUUGGAUCUGAGGAGGAGGAUGUUCUAAAUCGCCGCAGGACCAUCAGUGGACUCGAAAGUCUCCCCGGCGACCAAGCUGACCAGUUACCUCGGCAACCGGUCCAGCAACGUCCAGAACCCCGGCCUCGCUCCACUGUGGUCACCUCAGCAUCAGAGAUCACUGAUGGCACGGCGACGCUCCGGAGGAAGCCGCGUCCUGCUGCAGCAGAACCCGAGGCACCUGCAUCCAUGGUCACCACUGUUGUCACCAUGACAACUGGCACAGACACCAUACGCAGGAGGCCUCGCGUGUCUGAGCACGCCGAACGUGUCACUCAAAGCAAUAAUCAGUCAGAUUCUGCCAAAAGUCAAAUGGACGGAAGCCGGAAACCUGAAGGCGAGCCGCAGCAGAACGGCGGUGUGGUCCUGAGGCGGAGGCCGGUGUCUGAGGUCUCCGAGAGGACGAAACCAGAAGAGAGCUGUGAGUGGAUGGAAGCGAGGAAGUCUCUGAAGCCGCCAGUCUCACCCAAACCGUCCAGCGUCGCCCUGAGGAAGACUCAAGCCGACCCCCCGACCCCAACUCGUAGGGUCCCCAUACCAGGGCCUGAUGAUGCUGAGACAGCACAGAGCCCCGAGCCAAAGAGGGUUCCUCCUCCUGUAUCACCGAAGCCCCGCGGGCCUCCAACAGCACCUAAACCAGGCAAAGCAAUAGUAGCUUCAGCGACCAUGAGCCCGACUCCUGCUGCUACCAGUCCAGCAGCUGCCACCCCGGCACCCAAACCCUCCUCUCCACUCCCUGCCGCCCCUCUUCCUGCCCCUGACACCCCCUCUGGCCCCUCUCUCUCUCCAGGACUCCCCCUUACCUCUCCUUCUCCGGCCCAGAGCCCCUCCACCCCCUCACCGCACCCCGUCAAACCUCCACGCUCGUCCAUCGCUGGCCUCUCCAUCGACCUGGUGGGAGGACGGGAGGCGGAGGAGGAAGAGGAGAGGAGGCAAGAGAGGGAGCACAAGAGACACAAAGAGGAGGAAGAAGAGGAGAGGAAGCGAGCAGAGGACGGGAGUAUGAAGGGGCUGGAAAAGAAACCAUCCAGAGAGGAGGGAGAGACUGGAGUCGAGGAGGCCGAGCAGGAGGGAGGAUCUCAGCAUCGUCUGGAGGAGACCAGCGCCUCUCUGGCUGCAGCUCUGCAGGCUGUAGAACACAAAAUCAAAGAGGAGGACACACAAAAUGACUCCGUUUCCAGCAAGAAAGCGACAGUCUCCAUCUUGGAUGACAUCGGCAGCAUGUUUGAUGACUUGGCAGACCAACUGGAUGCGAUGCUUGACUGAUCUCCCGCCCACAUCUCAUUUCCAAACCAGCCCUUUCCCUCUUCCCCCAUCAUGUGUAGGUGUGUCAAGAAAACUCUCCCAAGGCUCGACGCUGACGCUCAGAGACUGAGUGUCCAGGGCGCUUCUCAUGUAGCCUUGUACAGUACUGAGGAGGGUGCAGUAGCUCUAGUUCGCCUCCUGACGCGAGGAGGCCGCUCCCACACAACCUCUGACCUCUGCAGCCUCAGGCGGCUGUGUGGACCGAGAAGCACAAUCAUUUUCCUCAUCCUUUUAUCUCUACAGACUCUGGCUAUGACAGACAUGCAGUCAGACAGGGAGACAAACAGAUAAGCACAUUGCUUGAAAAAAAAGAAAGAAAGAAAGAAACAUAAGCACAUUAACUGUCUGACAGGCAGAUAGAUAGCUAGAUAGAUAAACAAGAUACACACUGAUGAGAUACCGGAGAGAAUUUUUAAAAAGCUCACAGAAAGACAGGCCCCUUUCUAAGUCUGUCUCGCUCUCCUGCAACAUUGAAAGGAUGCAUUUUUCCACUCGAAUCGUAGCCUCUCUUUCUCUUCUGUGUGAGUGGAGGAUCGUGGUUCGCUGGACUUCCUGACUUCCUGUGUGUUGUCCCCCCGCCCCCGUUCACGUUGUUGUUGUUGCCGUUGCUGUUAUCGUUGCCGUUGUUGUUGUUACGGGUGUGUGUAGUCCCUGCUGAUGCUCACGUCAAUGUCCUCCCACUCGUACAGUAUUUAUUCUAAUGAUCAGAAAGACGACGUAGAUGUGUGUCCAUGAAUUCUGAGACACAAACACACACACAAACACACACACACACACAAAUGCACAUGACGUUUGGUUUUUACUCUUGCUGGUGUUCUGCUUUGUUGGUGUUUAGCUCCACGUAUGGAGGUUUGCUUGGAAAACAAAUUCACACGACAAACACUGACUGACUCGCACACAUUCACACGCAUAUAUACAAGCACACUCAUGCGGUAUAUCCCCUUGUCCUGCUGCAGUGAACAGUGUUUUUAAAAGAUAAUCCUAUAUUUCAAUGCUUUAUAUAGUACAUCCAGUAUACAUACAUACAUAGAGUUUAUAAUAUACCUGGGUAUUUGAGCUGUUAGAGCUCCCUCUAGUGUUGGUUUAGUGAAACUGCCUCUAAUCUGCCCUCCCUCCAUCUCGUCUCCCCCAUUUUUUUAUCUCCCCCCCGUGUCUGUUUCGUUGACUCUGCAUCUCUCUGUGCCUUCGUAGUGUUCUUCAUAUAUUUGGUUAUUUAUUUUUUGGUUAUCUACUCCAUAUUGUUUAAUGUUUUUUUCCUGGUUCCUUACAAACCCCCUCCUUGUGUGUCUGUGACGUCAAAAGUAGCUUCUAGGUUGAGUUGUGAGUCCUAUAAAAUCCUGUCUGCAACCUCCUGUAGUCACUGAGAGCCUUGUACGAGCCCAUAAACAACCCCUCUCCACCCUGUAAGCUGUAAUAAGUUGGCUCCGCUCAUCCUCGGGUCCCCAGUUCCCAUGUAAGCCAGACAGUGGAUCAGCCGCCAGUGUUCAUCCCAAUGAAGAGUCCACUUGUAUUUUUAUGCUCUUUGAAAACAAAGAUAUAUUUGAGAGACAGAUGGUUCUAUGUGAAUAAUAAUAAUAAUAAUGAUGAUGAUAAUUCUAGACAUUGAAUCGAGGUGAGCUGGUUGAGUCUGUGCAUUUAUGGUUGAGUUCUGGGUGUGUUGUGACGGCUGUUGUGCCAUGGUUGGGUUUAGGUUGUGUUUCUGCUGUGAUGAUGCAUUCCUGUACAGCUGUGAUCAGAAUAAAUGUAUAAAUUAAA
This is a messenger RNA of Acanthochromis polyacanthus (spiny chromis), 6729 nucleotides long. Its product is annotated as caskin-1. The record is from RefSeq and is a predicted model, not a curated record. Gene Ontology annotation, molecular function: protein binding. Lineage: Eukaryota; Metazoa; Chordata; Actinopteri; Pomacentridae. The transcript is spliced from 22 exons. Bases 691 to 4935 code for a protein of 1414 amino acids.